This is a messenger RNA of Aspergillus calidoustus, 1575 nucleotides long. The record is from the annotation of a GenBank genome assembly. NCBI's taxonomy places the organism in Eukaryota, Fungi, Ascomycota, Eurotiomycetes, Eurotiales, Aspergillaceae.
AUGUACGCGACCAUCGUCUUCUUUGUUGCCCUCCUGGUCCUGGCGGCUUGGCUGGUCAACGUCCGCUCGGUCAGAGGACCCCCCACCCUCCCUUUCCUCGGAAACGUCCACCAACUCCCCCGCCGCGGGAUCCACUUCCGCUACUUCGAAUGGGCCAAGAAAUAUGGCGGCAUCUUCUCCCUCAAAAUCGGCUCCUUCGGCGAUUCCAUCAUCGUCCUCAGCGAUGACAAGAUCGGGACUACCCUCAUGGACAAGCGCGCCGCCGUCACCAGCGACCGGCCGGAGGUAUAUGCGGUGGGCCAGCUCGCCUUUCGAAACAACCACCUCCUCUUCAUGAAAGCAGACCAGCGCCUGCGUGCCCGUCGGGCGCUCAUCUCCAAAAUCGCGACCGAGGCCCGCUGCGAUGCGGAUCAUGUCCCACUUAUCGAGGCCGAGGCGACGCAGUUCCUACGGGAUAUCUGCCUGUAUCCCGAACAUAUGAUGGAGCAUGCACCGCGGUACAGUAACAGCAUUGUCAUGGCGCUGGCCUUUCACAGCCGGACGCCGCGACAUGAUACAAAACACAUGCUGGACCUCGAGCAUCUCAACAACGGGUUUCUUGAGCUCGCGGAGAUUGGCGCAACCCCGCCGGUCGAUUGGCUGCCCAUCCUGAAAUACGUCCCCGAGGGUAUUUUUGGCAAUUGGAAGUCCAAAGCCCUAAAGCUCCGAAAGGACCUGCUGGAUUUGUACGUGCCGAUGCGCGAAAAGGCGCAAAAGCGCCGCGAGGCCGUCGGGUCGACGCCGAGCAUGUACGACGCCAUCCGUGACCAGCAGGACAAGCUGCAGCUGUCGGAUGAAGAAAUCGACUUUCUCUUGGGCAAUCUGCUCGAGGGGGGCACGGAUACUGUUGCCACGACCACGCUCGUCUUUUUCCAGGCGAUGAUCAACUUUCCCGAUGUGCAGAUUGCCGCACGGAAACAGGUCGAUGAGGUCUGCAGCGAGACCGAGAUACCCACCUGGUUGCACAAGGAUCGCUUGCCCAUCGUCACGCAGAUUGUCAAGGAGUGUCUCCGGUGGCGUCCGCCUGUUCCUGCAUCCGUGCCUCAUGCCUUAUCCAAAGACGAAACAUACGAGGGCAUGCACCUCCGCAAAGGCUCAACAAUCCUGCUGAACAUCUGGGGCAUCCACCACGACCCCGCCCGCUACCCAGACCCCAGCCGCUUCGACCCCUCGCGCUUCGCCCACCACCUGAAAUCGGCCUCGGUCUACGCCAACGCCAACGACGGCCCCAAGCGGGAUCACUUCGCCUACGGCUCCGGCCGGCGCAUCUGUCCGGGCAUCCACCUGGCCGAGCGGUCGCUGACGAUCCUCUUUGCCAAGUUGCUGUGGGGGUUCGAGUUUUCGCACAAGUUGGAUAAACAGGGGAAGCCGAUUCCUAUUGAUAUCGACCCUGAGACGGCGUAUCGCGAUGGGUUCUUGAACAAGGUGUAUCCGUUUGAGAUGGCUGCAAACGUGAGGUCGGAGAGGAGGAGAGAGGUCAUUAUGGAGGCUGCGGAGAAGGCCGAGAGGGAGGUUUUGGGUAGUUAUCCGUCGUGA